AUGAAAUCUCUUCGCAAGUCCCUGAACAGCGCCAGGGAGUCCGCCUCGCGCCCCCAGAUAUCCACCCCGGUGCCUCUCCCAGCAGUCUCAAAGCCACCCUCUGCCAUUCUGCCUCCUCAGAAAGUCAUCCGGGCUCUCUCCUCCUACAGGUCACAGGCUCCCCAGGAGCUCUCUUUCGUCAAAGGCGACUUCUUUCAUGUUCUCAAAGACGUCGAUGACACAGGUGCUUGGUAUGAGGCACACAAUCCAGUCUCCGGUGCGCGUGGAUUGGUUCCGCGAUCUAUGUUUGAGGAGUUUGGUAAAAGCGCCGCACCAUCUCGUAUAUCUCAGGCGGGGCCAUCCAUCAAGUCGGUCGGUUCACCAGUAAUUUCAACCACGCGAUCAGAACCUCCGCCAACACCGUCGGGCCCCAGACAUCAAGUGUUCUACGCUGUAGUCCUUCAUGAUUUUACUGCAGAACGAGCAGAUGAACUGGAUGCCAAGCGCGGCGAUCCGAUCACCGUUGUAGCACAAUCCAAUCGCGAGUGGUUCGUUGCAAAGCCCAUCGGUCGUCUCGGUCGGCCAGGUCUAAUUCCAGUUGCAUUUGUUGAAAUCCAUGAUCCCGCGUCUGGUCAGGCAGUUGUUGAUAUCGAUGCUCUCAUGGAUAGUGGUGCGCUGCCAAAGGUCGAAGACUGGAAGCGGGCCAUGCUUACCUACAAGGCAAAUAGCAUCGCACUUGGUGUUAUUGAUGCACCCGCCAAACCUGUUGAGAAUAGUCCAUACUCUUCCCAGCCACCCACAAUGAACAGCCCACAGGUGGAUCCUCGCUCGGACACUCCAGAUGCUUUGCCUGAAGGUAUUCUUCUCUCCGCUGAUGUCGUUUCGUUCCAUUACGAAAUGGAGGAUUACUGGUUCCGAAUCGAUGCCGUUUUCCAGCCCUAUAACCUGUCGGGAGCUAGGCUUCCUCCUUCAAAAACGCUUAUCCUCUUCCGUCAGUACAAUGAUUUCUAUGACUUUCAGGUGUCUCUUUUGGACACUUUCCCUCGAGAAGCUGGCAGAGAGCCUCCUGAGCCGCGGACACUACCAUAUAUGCCUGGUCCCGCACAAGAUGUCGAUGAUACUUUAACAGCUACCCGCAGAGUUGAGUUGGAUGAUUAUGUGCAUUCCCUUUGUAACUUAGGUAAAACUGGGGGGAGGUACAUUUUAGAACAUUUAGUCGUCCGAAGAUUUUUGGCACUGAAACCGGGAGACGUGGAAAAUGAAGGGGAGCCGCGAAUAAAGGAAAUACAGGAAAUCGACGCGCUUUCUAACACAGACCAGAUUAGUGAUGAUACCUACGACCGCGAUGAUUACGAUGUUCGGCAACAAAUGGAUCGUUUGAAUAUUCAAGAACGCCCUGUGAGCAAUGGGUCGGAAUAUGAAGAUGAGGGAUACGCACCAUCUCCCCAGCGGAAAAAUUAUGACAAACAUCCUUACCACCAGGGUAACCAGCGCCAUCCCGACGACAAUCUACGUCUUCACGCCCAUGCUCAAAACCAUCAGCGGUCAGGUUCUUCGUCAUCGUUCAACAAUACAAACUCAAGCUAUCAGUCAAACUCUCGUUCCAAUUCACCGCUUCAGCGCAACGGUUCUCCGCAACCUGGCAGGAACGGUCACAAUUCGAAUGGACACUCACGAUGGAACGACAAUGGGUAUCAGCCAUCCGACAUGACGCCAUCGACAGAAUCAUACCGAACCUCACAAGCAUCCCAAUCAGCGUCGUCGCGUUCACGCUCCCAUUCCAACGCUGGCAACCUAAACACACCACCGAUAUCAGCCUCCAAUCCUCAGACUGCCUUUGUGAAGAUCAAGAUCUUCGAUCGUGUCGCCGACGAUUUGAUUGCCAUUCGAGUUCAUCCCAAGGUGACGCAUGCUGAGCUGAUGGAUAAGGUACAAGCACGGCUGGGAGGCGAAGUUGGUAAUCUGAGAUAUCGUGAUAGCAUGACGAAUACGUUCGUUGGUCUCGAUUCCGAUGAAGAGCUACGAGCCUGGAUGGAAGGGACAGAUAAGCACGUCCUUUAUGCCGAUUGA
This is a messenger RNA of Psilocybe cubensis, 2049 nucleotides long. RefSeq lists its product as uncharacterized. Gene Ontology annotation, biological process: conjugation with cellular fusion. Gene Ontology annotation, cellular component: mating projection tip. Lineage: Eukaryota; Fungi; Basidiomycota; Agaricomycetes; Agaricales; Agrocybaceae. The transcript is spliced from 2 exons. The record is from RefSeq and is a predicted model, not a curated record. Gene Ontology annotation, molecular function: phosphatidylinositol binding; protein binding. The coding region runs from base 1 to 2049 and encodes 682 amino acids.